UAUUUUUGUAGCUUUUCUAACCUUUAACCUGUCUAUACCAAAGAACGCGAGAAUCAGUUUGAAGUGAGAACCGGAUCCGAAUCAAAUCGAAUCGAAUCGAAUCGUCACCCAAGGAAUCGGAAUUGGAUUGAUCCGUUCCAAAGAUCCACACAAGAUGACCAAAACUGACAACAAGCGACGCUACUGGAGCUCGUUUGCCCUCAAACGCCGACAUUAGCCGACGGGUCGGCCAUCUUGUUUGACACUGCUAGCGCGGCUAAAAUGAGUGGACAGGAAAGAAAAAAAAGUCCAAACCAGUCGUUUGAUUGACGGCCACGACACAAACGUGGCCGUUGACGAGGAGUCCACCUGUCACAAACGUGGCCACCACCGCUAGCACGCGUUAGCUUGCCUUGGUUAGCGCACGGUCGGCGAACAUGCUAACAAAGUACGAAUACAAACGUCUUCUUGUACUCCGCCUCUUGUUGGGUUAAAUGUAGUUCCCUCUAAAGCCAGCAGGAGGAAAAACAAAACCAUCUCAUCACUUAUUCACUUUCUUCUUUUUUAGCAAAGGCGGCCAUUUUGUAUUUUUUUUUAGCAACUCCUCGCUCUGUUUGCUGUUGAAAACAAACACAAGUGAAAAACAGGCAUGUUGUUGACUUUUGUUAAAAAUCUUUAUGAACUGUUUAUGUUUUAUGAGUUCAAAUAUUGUUGUUAAGCUUUUUCUGCCAUUUUGUGUUGAGUUUACUAACAACAAAAAACAAAACAGUCUUUUAUUUGGCGCUGAACUGAGUUUGUAGUGGCGCCAUGUAGCUGUGACAGACACUGAAGAAGAUGUCGGCACUUAAAAAGGUGGACCCCGGCUAGCUCGCCGCGUCCUCCGCUUGCUACCAAAGUUGAACACGAUGUGAAUGUAGCAGCGCUUUUUGGAGUCUACGUGAAACACUUCAACACCAAACCCCAGAGCUCAGAACCACUAUCUGUAGACACUUUUUAGUCUUGCUAACCAACCUAGCGUCUUCUUCUGCCUUAGGUUGUUUAUACAUGCUACAUGCUAGCACUAGCUUGUGUUUGUACAUGCUACAUGCUAGCACUAGCUUGUGUUUAUUCAUUCUACAUGCUAGGACUAGCUUGUGUUUGUACAUGCUACAUGCUAGCACUAGCUUGUGUUUAUUCAUUCUACAUGCUAGCACUAGCUUGUGUUUGUGCAUGCUACAUGUUAACACUAGCUUGUGUUUGUACAUGCUACCUGCUAGCACUACCUUUUGUUUGUACAUGCUACAUGUUAACACUAGCUUGUGUUUGUACAUGCUACGUGUUAACACUAGCUUGUGUUUGUACAUGCUACAUGCUAGCACUAGCUUGUGUUUGUACAUGCCACAUGCUAGCACUAGCUUGUGUUUGUGCAUGCUACAUGCUAGCACUAGCUUGUGUUUGUACAUGCUACAUGCUAGCACUAGCUUGUAUUUGUACAUUCUACAUGCUAGCACUAGCUUGUGUUUCUACGUGCUACAUGCUAGCACUAGCUUCUAUUUGUACAUUCUACAUGCUAGCACUAGCUUGUGUUUGUACAUGCUAACACCAACUUCUGUUUGUACAUGCUACAUGUCAGUACUAACUGGUGUUUGUACAUGCUACAGUACAUGCUAGCACUAGCUUGUGGUUGUACAUGCUACAUGCUAGCACUAGCUUGUGUUUAGUCAAUCUACAUGCUAGCACGAGCAUGUGUUUGUAAAUGCUACAUGCUAGCAGUAACUUGUGUUUGCAAAUGCUACAUGCUAGCACAAGCGUGUGUUUGUAAAUGCUACAUGCUAGCACAAGCUUGUGUUUGUAAAUGCUACAUACCAGCAGUAGCUUGUGUUUGUAAAUGCUACAUGCUAGCACGAGCGUGUGUUUGGAAAUGCUACAUGCUAGCGCCAGCGUAUGUUUGUAAAUGCUACAUACCAGCAGUAGCUUGUGUUUGUAAAUGCUACCUGGUAGCACUAGUUUGUGUUUCUACAUGCUAGCACUGGCAUGUGUUUGUACAUGCUAAAUUCUAGCACUAGCUUGUGGUUGUUCAUGCUCGAUGCUAUCACUAGCUUGUGUUUAUUCAUUGUACAUGCUAGCUCGAGCAUGUGUUUGUAAAUGCUACAUGCCAGCAGUAGCUUAUGUUUGUAAAUGCUACAUGCUAGCACUAGCUUGUGUUUGUAAAUGCUACACACUAGCACUAGCUUGUGUUUGUAAAUGCUACAUGCUAGCACUAGCUUGUGUUUGUAAAUGCUACACGCUAGCACUAGCCUGUGUUUGUAAAUGCUACAUGCUAGCACUAGCUUGUGUUUGUAAAUGCUACACGCUUGCACUAGCCUGUGUUUGUAAAUGCUACACGCUAGCACUAGCUUGUGUUUGUAAAUGCUACAUGCUAGCACUAGCUUGUGUUUGCAAAUGCUACAUGCUAGCUUGCGUUUAUUUUGAUAAUGUGCACAACUUUCACUCAAAAAGCUAAGUCAAAAAUGUAGCACUUUUUGUUUUUCCACAGAUUUUCAUCUCAUGGCAACUGCAAAAAAGUACUGUUUUUGUGUUUUAAAUCCACCUUUGUGUGAUGAUUGUAGAGAACGGUGCGACGAGGACGAUGCAGCACACGAAUGUAAACGCACUGCAAAUAAAACUUGGUUCCUUCACGGUUUGUUCCUUUCUGUCUGCAUCGUCACGGAGUGGCUGCGAGGUGUGUUUCAUGAGGGCAGGUGGGAGAAAAGAGGAAGGCAUGAGAAAGGUCCGACACAGUUAGCAAGUGGUUUCCUGUCACACGCCCGGGCGACGCGCUGAGGACGACAGCAGCAGAAAGAAUGAAGAGGUUCCUGACCUUCGCCAUCAUCAUCAUCAUCGAGGUCACGGUGGCCAUCGAUGGCGAGGUGUCAGCCGUUGUGCCGCCUAGCGCCCCGCCCCUAAUCCCAGACCACCCCUUCGUGGCCAUGUGGAACGCCCCCUUGGAGCGCUGCCAGCAGCUGGGCGUCCCGUUGGACACGGCGGCGUUCCAGGCGGUGACCACGACAGCCCCCGUUCCCGGGCAGUUCCUGACCAUCUUCUACGAGGACCGCCUGGGCUUCUACCCCAAGGUGGACCCCGGCAGGCGCCAGGGGGGAGGUGUGCCCCAGAACGGCAACCUGACCGCCCACCUGCAGAGGGCCCGGGGUCAGAUGGAGCGCCUGAUCCCUGACGACCAGUCCCCCGGCCUCGCCGUCAUCGACUGGGAGUCCUGGCGGCCACUGUGGGCCCAGAACUGGGGGUCCAAGCGGGUGUACCAGAAGCUGUCCAUCGCCGCCGCCCUGCAGAUGUCCCCCUUCCUGUCCAUGAAGAAGGUCUCCCAGCUGGCCGCGGAUCAGUUCCAGCGGGCGGGGCGGCGCUUCAUGGAGCGCACCAUCGCCUUGGGUGAGGCCGAGCGUCCCAGUCGCAGUUGGGGGUUCUACUCCUUCCCCUACUGCCACAACUACGGCUGGGACCGGCCCGGCUACACGGGAGUCUGCUCCGCCAAGGCCCGCCAGCAGAACCAGCAACUGAUGUGGUUGUGGGAGCGCAGCACCGCCCUCUUCCCGUCCAUCUACCUCCACCCAGACCUCAGGAACUCCCCCCGGGCCGCGCUGUACACCCGCCACCGGGUGCGGGAGGCGCUGCGGGUGGCGGCGUUGCCCGAGCGCCCGUACGCUGCGCCCACCUACGUCUACUCCAGGCCGCUGUAUCGAGGCCAGACCGCCGCCUUCGAGAGCCAGGUGGACCUGGUGAGCACGGUGGGAGAGUCGGCCGCUCUGGGGGCCGCCGGGGUGGUCAUGUGGGGCGGGAACAGAGACUACGACAGCAAGUCGUCCUGUCAGUCGCUGUCCGACUACCUGACGUCCACGCUCAACCCGUACCUCGCCAACGUGACGGCGGCCGCCAUGCUGUGCGGCCGGGCCCUGUGCCAGGGGCGGGGCCGCUGCGUCAGGAAGAGCUUCGACUCCUCCCACUACCUGCACCUGGACUCCGCCCACUUCCGCAUCCUGCGCUCCGGCCUGAAGUACGUGGCGGUGGGUCUCCCCUCCGCCCGCGACCUCCACGGCUGGGCCCAGAACUUCACCUGUCAGUGCUUCGCCGGACGCCCGUGCUCGCCGCGCCUGGCCCCGCCCCCGGGCAUCCAGGUCAUCCAGGUGUGAGCGGCGCCGACCCCCCCCCCCCCCCCCGCCUGCCGGGAGGAGGAAUGACACCAUCAACGUCUCUGCUGCUUAGUAAAAAUUCUCACAAUCGUCGUUCAGAUUUGAACAUUAAAACAAGCUUAAGAUGCCUUUCAAA
Messenger RNA from Nerophis ophidion (straightnose pipefish), 4278 nucleotides. RefSeq names its product hyaluronidase-1-like. NCBI's taxonomy places the organism in Eukaryota, Metazoa, Chordata, Actinopteri, Syngnathiformes, Syngnathidae. Gene Ontology annotation, biological process: carbohydrate metabolic process; hyaluronan catabolic process. The transcript is spliced from 4 exons. The record is from RefSeq and is a predicted model, not a curated record. The coding region runs from base 2802 to 4142 and encodes 446 amino acids. Gene Ontology annotation, molecular function: hyalurononglucosaminidase activity. Gene Ontology annotation, cellular component: acrosomal vesicle.